This is a messenger RNA of Porites lobata, 922 nucleotides long. Lineage: Eukaryota; Metazoa; Cnidaria; Anthozoa; Scleractinia; Poritidae. The record is from the annotation of a GenBank genome assembly.
AUGCACGAUGACGUGCAUUGGCCGUCUUUAUUAUUUGUUUAUGGCUUGUUGUUAGGCAACUACGGAUACCAAACCGAUAGAAAGAUUUAUGACCAAAGAGAAAUCGCAGCUCGCUUGCGAUCGUCGCGUAAACCGCGCGCUGCGCGCGCGACAAAAUUAUACACUCGCUCCGCGAGAAUUAUUAUUUAACCUACUAUUUCCCUACAUCAUCGUAUGUAGCAGAAAUCACUCAUCCAUUUGCGAUGGCAGAUCGAGGCAGCUAAAGAAUGCCUACAUAUAUAUAUUUGUCUCCCUUUCCCAUGUUAUUGCUUAACCUCGGUCUGUAUAUCUACCAGUGUGUGAAAGCCAGUAACCAAUCCCCAUUUACUCGUAUGUAGACAAUUAUCGCCACAGUGGGGCUGGUGCUGGGGAUCUUACAGGACGUGAAAAUUACCCAAUUUGAGCCUGUUUAUGAACAGUAGAUUAAACUUUUGGAAACAAUAAAUUACAAAAAAUAUACAAAUAUUCAAUGAUUUUCUAGCUUUUAAAAAGUUAAAUCAUUAUUUCUUUUUAUAUAUCAGAAUGUCAGAAUUACGGAAGCCUUAACAGUUAUAUCAGAAAGAUUACGUACUCCGGAGGCAGUUAUUGUGACAGAGGAAUCGGACCUGGCUGGUUUCGUUUCGAGUGGUCCGCCGGUACAAGAUUGCCAACUUCAUGUCCACCUAUGUUCAGAUGUGGCACAACUGUAACCGGCUGGUUGAAUGGUGGACACCCUACAGUAGCAGACGGUCAGGUCAGCAGGCAGGUGUGUUUUCACUGGAGUAGUAACUGCUGUUAUUGGUCAACAAACAUCAAAGUGAGAAAUUGUGGUUCAUAUUAUGUGUACUAUCUUAAUGGUACACCUAGUGGUCAGUGCGAUCUCCGUUAUUGUUGCACUGACUAA